GUGUGUGUGGCGGGGGGGGGAGAAGAUGGGGACUGGUUUUCUGGGGGGCAGCACCUUCAACUCCUCUUAGCCUCAGUUGGAGCUGAGGGGGGUUUGUGAGCCAGAGCUUUGCCCAGCUGGCAGCCUAUUAUUACUGUCGCGUAGGUGCCCCAGGCCAGGCACAAGUCCCCAUAGUGCAGCUCGGCACUGUACAAACACCGACAAAAGACGGCUCUAGGGCCCCAGUCCCUGUGCAGCCAUGGGGUGUGGGAGCUGUUUCAUAGGCGACAUGCUCUUGCGAGGCAGGCACAAGAGGCCAGUGACCCUCCCCUCUGCCCGGCCCCUGGGGAGGCCGCACUGGGGGGGAAGGUCAGGUACGCGUUGUCUGCGUAGCCGAGCGCUACCAGGCGGCCCCAGCAGGUGGCGCUGCCGACAGGGCGAGCUGAGCCAGCGUGACAGGCCGCGGCCCGCGGCGAAGCUGGGGCUGGGCCAUGGCUGAGCCGCAGGGAGAACCUGCGAAUUACCUCGCGCGCAUCUCCGAGUGGGCGGACUCCCACCUCACCCUCAUCCGGAACAUUAGCACUGGAAUGGCAAUAGCUGGAGUCAUUUUAUUUGCAAAGAGUAUUAAAUUGACAACAAAAUUUACAAGUGCUUUGGAUAUACCAGUAGAAUUUAUAGAAAAGAAUGUGAAGCUACGAGGAAAGUUAUGUCACAUAACUGAGAAAGGACUAGAAGUUGAACAUGUUCCCAUUAGCCUUCCUUUCCUGUCAUCAUUACAGAGAAAAUGGCAAUCAAAUGGUGUUUUGCUGGUCAGACUUGCUGGAGUGGAGCUGACACCGAAUGCUAUGGUCUGGUUACAGGAAGAGUUAAAACCUGCACAAAUGAUGUGGUUCCAGCUUCUUGGAAGGGAGGAUUUGGUGCUUGAUUGCCUCAUUUUAGUAAAUAAGGGUAGAUUUUUCAGUGUGUGUCUGAAUGAAGAGAUUUUGAGACAAGGGCUUGGCAAAACAACACGUAUUGAAGGACUACAUCAUGACUCUCCAUUAUACUGGAAGCUUCACAAAAGACUACUUCAAGCAGAACUAAAAGCCUUGAAGAAAAAUAAGGGAAUAUGGAAAGAAGAAAGUUACUUUGAAAAACUUAGAGAUCAUAUAAGUAAUAAUAAAUUUGUACAGAAGUUAAAACAAUUUGUAAACUGGCUACGAAUACAUAUUUAAAAGUGAAAUGGGAAGGACUUAGCUGGAAAAAUGCUAUUUGGACAUGGAUGAGUGUCUCUUUGGUGUGUGCUUUUUAUUAACGAUGAGCUUAUGAAGGAAAGCCUAAGCCUUGAUUUUUGAGGCUCCUGCCUCAAGGAAAAAUAUAGAAAAUAGUCCUAGUAAUGUUAUUUAAAGAGAUGUUUAAAUAUAGUAUAAUUCUUGUAUAAGAAUAAACUUCAGCAUGAUGAUGCCUGCUAAAGUGUGUUAAGGCCAAUAUUAUUGAAAUAUAGGAGCCUAAAGUUAUGCUUCUAAAUCCUUAAUUUAGGCUCUUAAAUAAGUGGUCAGAUUUUCAAGAGUGCCUAACACCCAGAUGACCCCAUUUACCUCAGUGGAAAUUAUUGAAGAUCCUAUUUUUGAAGAUCUAAAAUAUUCAUGUACAGUGUGACACUUUACUUACAUUGCAGUGAAAUAGAAUAUGCAGGAGGACUGCUUGAAAACUGAAUAUUAAUUAUUAGAUAUCACUUAAAGAAAAUAACUUUCCAAUAUUUCUGCUUUCCUGGACCUUUGUUAUACAUAAGUAUUUUUGUUUGAGUACAAUAUAAGGGAACACAUAUGUACUGUUUACUAUUUCUGUGUUUUAAAAGUUUAACAUGUUGAAUAGCUAGUUCUACUGUGUAAUUAAUAGAAAAGAUGACUUGACACAGCUGAUCUUAAAAAGAAGUUGUACAGAAGUUCCUAACCAUGAGAAUUUAAAUUUAGAAACACAGUAGGUGAGCAUAAAUUAGUACAUCAAUAAACUACUUAUUUGCUUAUACUAUAAAUAUAUUAGUUUAUACAUUUGUAAAGAGUUGCAGAAUUUAAAGAUUAUAAUCUGGUGGAAGUGACCUUUUGAAUAUUCAUUGUUUGUUUCUAUAUCUAGGUUAAAUCAAGUGUAUUAUACAGGUUUUGUAGUCAAGAGCACUAAACUCUGUGCAACCUUAACAAUUAAACAUGGCACAUUACAUUUCUUAUUCUGCUCUGUUCUUAUGCUUAGCUGCAAUUUUUUAAAACUGAGGACACGUAUACUUUUGAAAAAUUAAAUAGCCAAAAAUCCUAUUAUGAGAGCAGUAUA
Gopherus evgoodei (Goodes thornscrub tortoise) is the source of this 2283-nucleotide messenger RNA. It is a transcript of the gene MISO1, whose product is annotated as chromosome 9 C3orf33 homolog. The transcript is spliced from 5 exons. The record is from RefSeq and is a predicted model, not a curated record. Lineage: Eukaryota; Metazoa; Chordata; Testudines; Testudinidae. Bases 471 to 1193 code for a protein of 240 amino acids.